AUGGCGCAAGCUACCGCGUUAGAGACGCCAGCGGGCAUUGUAAGAAUUAACCCGGUCAAAGUAGACUCCGCGACGGAUACAGUCAUUCGACCCAUUAUACCAAGCGUCAUCGGGCGUCCGGACAUGUAUGAAGCUGACGGGAUGGACGUACGAGUUAGCAAUGUAACCGCCGCUGCCGGGUCGCAGUCUUCUCCGUCAUCCUCGUCGCCGUCGUCGUCGUGCGACUUGGACGACGGCGCGUGGGAAGAGGAUUCGUCGUGGCCGCUGUACGAAACGGACGCGUGUCCUCUCGCGCGCGAAACCAGCAAGUGUAGCAAAUACGGCCGGCCGGAUAAAGGCUUCGCUAAACUUCGCUGGAAGCUUCGCGAAACUGUCUUGCCGCGGCGUGGUAACGAAGAACCGGAUAAUUUUUCGCAAACGAGUUCGUGCGAAGGCGGCAUUCCGAAGGUGACGCGGGCGAAUUUGUGCAAACGUGUGGCGAAUCGUCGCAUCGCGUUUAUUGGCGACUCGCUGAGCCAGAACAUGUUCGAAUCCCUAGCCUGCAUGACGUACGCGUUUGAAGGCAUGCCAGAGGUGAAGCUGAACUCGUUAAGAGACCGGAUCUUCUUUUGGCCGAAAUGCAACUUCACUCUCGGAAUCCUCUUCCACCAGUUCUUGUCCCACGUGGCAUGGAACAAGAGAUACGUGUCAGAUGGGGGAACCAUCCACGUGGACCAACCAGCCAAGGGGUGGAUGGACCAAUCUGCAAACUUUGAUGUAUUUGUUAUUAACUCGGGGCUCUGGUGGACCACCUCUCAGCUCGGCUUCUAUAACAUCACUCUCGCCCCUCCGUACAGUCAAACCGACAUACUCACUUCCUACCGCACUGCUCUCAACUCCACCCUGGCCGCUUUCCUGGAGCAACCCUUCACAGGCAAGCAUGUGAUAGUGACGACAACGAUGCCUUCGCAUAAAGGCGCGAACCAGUCCUGCCCAUCCACUCGACCGAUUUCUUCCGAAGAUUUGGAUGGAUUGGGUCAUGCCAGAGCCCCGCCUAUUCUGGAACGAAAUGUGAUACUAACGGAGGUGGUGGAGCACUCUAUAGCGGAGCAACUGAGGCGAUCUGGAGUUGCUGGAAGCACAGUCACAACAAAGAAGCAGCUGCAGCAGCAGAAAGAUAUGGUUGGAGCACGCAUCUCCCUUUUAGACAUGCACAACUUGACUCUAACGAGACAAGAUGGGCACCCUGGGGUGUACACUCCAGGGAGUCACCCUGAUUGCAUACACUACUGCUUGCCAGGGGUCCCAGACUCCUGGAAUGAGCUGCUGCUUUGGAGGUUGGAGGUGUGA
Molecule: messenger RNA, 1329 nt
Organism: Closterium sp. Yama58-4
Lineage: Eukaryota; Viridiplantae; Streptophyta; Zygnematophyceae; Desmidiales; Closteriaceae
Source: the annotation of a GenBank genome assembly